UCACUUCUGCUCUGUGCACGGCAGAGCUCGAGCUCUUCACGCCAACUCCACCGUCAGUGACGUCUGCGUCACGUGUCCGUCUCUUCCCUCGGUACGUCCGUCGUAUUUUCCUCCCCUCCACUGCCUGCUUCAACACUGAGAGCCACUCGAAAUAAACAAGCGAAAAAAGGGGUCGUAGAAGGGACCGGUCUCGCUCCUGUGUCACGCGUAUCACCAGCCGAUGGACAGAGGGGGCUUACACCUAUAAGUUACCAUCAGUAAAGCCCAACCUCCCGUCAGUCUGAGCCCAUAUCAUUGUAAACUUUUUUAAACCCUCCGCCGCAUACACUGCGCUCCGACAAAAGCGAGAUUUUCCUUCACAACUCCUGCAAGAACCACAAGUGGACCCAUGGACAUGAUGUGCUGUCCUCCCUUCUUCAGCCCUGGUCUAUAGUCAUCUACAGACGACCUUUUUUCUCACUCAUUUUGUACACGAGCCAUUUGACCAUCCUGCCCCACUUUGUGGUCAACCAUGGCCAGCAAGAGGAAGUCAACGAUUCCUUGUAUGAUCCCGAGCAAGAUCGCCCGCCCAAUAGAGGAGGUUGAACGGGACUCCCCUGUCUCUUUGAGUCAGUCAAGGAUUUCAAGUGGGGGCAGGCAUAGCCCCCUCGAUCCAGGAGAUUCUUACAAACCAGACACAGGGGACGCUGUAAAAGACAGCGCUGGCACUUACACCUGCAAGCCUUGCAACUUUGAAACCCACGACCUUAACUUGUUCUUGGAUCAUGUGUACUCUGGGCACCCUGACUUCCGUGCGGACCCCAGCUUCUUUUGUGUUAACUGCGGGGUUUCUGCACCCAAGUUCGAGGGGCUGGCCCUGCAUAAUGCCAGGGUUCACCCAAGCACACUGAACACGACUUUGCAGCUGAGAAAGAGGGACAGGAGAGUAGUAGUGGAGCAGAAUCUGGUGAGUGGGGGGGACAGCGAGAUUUCCAUCACAAAAACCCCGAUUAUGAGGAUGCUGAAGGGGAAAUCGGAACCUAAACGGAUAGUUGUGUCGCACACAGUCUCAGAUGAACCUUCUUUAGACCCACACUCUAUCUCUGCCUCGAAGGAAAGCGAGAGAAAAGACACUGCACCAGUGACUGUCACUCAUGUUCCCACAAUUGUCCACAAUGGGACGACAAAGGUCACUCUUCCCUCGGCAAUCCAGAUAGUCAACGGCUCUGGAGCGUUACCGAUGCUGAAGACUCCAAUCACACAGGUGGUAUCAGUGGUUCAAAACAGAAGCUUUAAUCAAUCAGCAUCAGUUACAGCCUCAUCAAAUGCUUCCUCUACUCCUUCGCCUUCUUCCUCCAAAAAUCUCCCCAAGGUGAUGAUUCCUUUGAGCAGCAUCCCUACCUACAGUGCCUCUAUGGAUUCCUCUUCCUUCUUGAAGACCUCCUUUAGUAAGUUCCCAUACCCCACCAAGGCUGAGCUCUGCUACCUGACCGUGGUCACAAAGUUCCCAGAGGAGCAAAUCAAGAUCUGGUUCACUGCACAGAGACUCAAACAAGGCAUCAGCUGGUCACCUGAGGAGAUUGAAGAGGCACGGAGGAAGAUGUUCAAUACCAUCAUUCAGACUACACCCGCCAGCUCACAGAACCAGAGUCACUGCAGCCCUGCUCAACACACUAUCACAGUCCUGCCCGCCUCACUGGGGGCUGCUGGGAUCCCUCACAUCCUGCAGGGCUCUCUCGUCAGUCAGGGAGGGGUAAUUGUCACGCAGCCGGUAAUGGCGAAUGGCAUCCAGGUUAGCAGUGCUCCUGUGGCCUUGGCUGUGACACCCAAGCCCCAGGCAGCAGCUCGCCCCAUGAUGCAGGCCCGUCCUGCUGCGGCUCUGGUGGCAGACAAAGGUGUCAGCAUGGUGGUGGGGACAGUGGGCAGCAGCAACACUGGCAGCAACAUUGUUAGCAGUAACAGUAGUAGGAGUGGUGGAGGAGGAGUUGUUACUACGAGCAGUCAAGGUAGUGUCAUCAACCUUAGUGUUGGAAGCAGUAACCAUAGUAAGGGGAGCAGUGUCAAUGGAAAACACAGAGGGGCCAGUGCAGACUGCAAUGACAAGAGCAAUAGUAAUGUUAGCAGCCAUGCUAAUGCUAAAAACACUGAUAGCAGCAAAGCCAACAACACCAGCACUGUGCAGAGUAAGAACACAGAGAAUAAAACCAGCACAGACAGAAAGUCUAAUAACAAUCACAGCAGAGCAGGCAGUGAUGGACAGAAGAGCAAAAGUACCGAUGGAAGCAGCGACAAAAACAACCCAACCAGCACAAGCACAGACGACGUAGAGCCCCCCAUGAGUGACUCUCCAACCAUCAAACUGGAGGAUGCCCCUUCCCCUGCAUCAAAGUCCUCCUCCCCAGCUCCUUCGAGCAGCACGUCCGGCUCUCGGACUCCCGUUAACUCAUUUCUGGACCCAAGUUUCUUCAAGGGCAAGAAGUCUCAGGAGCAGCUCACUGCUCUGAAGGACAGCUUUCAGGUCAGCCAGUUCCCCGACCAAGAAGAGGUGGACCGCCUCAUCGCUCUGACCGGGCUCACAGUGCGAGAAGUCCGCAAGUGGUUCAGUGACAAGCGCUAUCACUAUCGCAACAUCAAGGGUUCACGCACUACAGGUGGACAGAGCAAAUCACGCUCGGCAGGGGAAGCAGGGAACGGUUCUAGCACACCAGGGAGUGGCGCUGCUGGCAGUGCCAAUCCAGUUGAUCUGUCUGACAGCGGCAGCAGCUCUGGUUCAAAAACGCCCCAGCACACCUCUGCACCCUUGAGUCCAACUGCAUCACAGACCCCCACAUCUCCCACUACACCAUCCCGCCGACAUACCAGAGCUCCUUCACCUGAUUUCACAGCUAUACGCUACAAGGAGAGAGAACCACAUCAGGUGAAGGCUCUUGAGACCAGUUUUGCCCAGGACCCUGACCCAUCAGGAGAAGAAGUGGACCGACUGCGAUGUGAGACCAAGAUGACCAGACGGGAGAUCCACGGCUGGUUCGCUGAGAGGAGGAAGAGAAUGGCAGCUGAGAAAAGGAAAGAGGAGGCGGAGCGGGUGUUAAGAGAGGAGGAGGGGGAGGUAGACGGGGAGGAGAGACAGAAAGAGGAUAGCUCAGGAGAACCUAAAGUUAACCCCAUUAAGAUCAAUCUGAAGAUGCUGAAGGUGACAGAAGCCAACGGCAAAGCAGAGGGCGAAAGCUCCAAUAGCCCCGCUUUACCCCUUCAGUCCAGCAGCACAUCCACAUCUUCCCCAUCCACUACUCCCAAAUCCCCCCAGUCCUCCACCUCGACGCUCAAACCCUCCAACUCCCCAAAACUCACAGCCAUGCGGGGUAAGAAGACGGCAGAGCAGCUGCAGCUGCUCAAACAAGUCUACGCACGGACACAGUGGCCCAGCGCCACCCAGUACGAUGAACUGAUCUCAGGAACAGGACUGCCCAGACCUGAGGUGGUACGCUGGUUCGGGGACUGUCGCUACGUGCAGAAGAACGGACAGCUGAAGUGGCUCGAGUCUCACCAGAACACGGCUCUGGAACAGGAUCUAAAGAAGGGGAAUGAACAGAUUCUCCAAGCCCACCUGGACGCCCAUGGUAGACUGGAGGAGCCACAGUUGCGGGAACUGUCCGAGGCAAGCGGUCUAACAGCGGACCUGGUUCGAUACUGGUUCUCUACUAAGUCGUCUUUGAAACAGUUGGAACAAACUGCCACUGCUCCAGUUGCUCAAGGUGCUGCAGCUGAGCCACAAACAGGAUCCUCCCCUCUGGAGCCGCAGCCAGGGGGUGGGACGGAGGAGAAAAUGGAGCAGUCGGUGUGUGGUGUCUCAACAGAAGCGGAGGAGGUCAAUGCUGACGAGACUGUGGAUCCUACUGAAGGAACUGAGUGAAGAGGCCCUUUGUCUGAGGAUUGGGGGUUCACAACGCAGGUGGUCUUUGUGUCAGCAGUCUGAGGGGAAAACGGCAGAUGCUGCUGUAACAGGAUCACUGGAUGGACCUUGAAAAACCAUCCUCACCCAUCCUUACUCACCCUCCUUCCUCUACCCCUGGAGGUAGGCAUGACCUCCCCCGCCACGUGAGAUGGACGCUAAAGCCACUAACCCCCACUACUUCUGCAAUCCAUCCAUCCAUCAGACACCACACCCAGUCCCUGCCCUCCUUUCUCCCGUUCUGUCGACUCCUCCGCCACGCUACACAGACCUUCUCCUGUAUCCUCCCAUCCGCCAUUUUCCCUUCAGAAGGAAGUUCCAGCCCAGACUGAAGCAUGGAUGUGGAGGAGGGAGGAGCAGCGUUUCUCUGACGUGUUUGUUCUGUCUGUCUGCUGGGAUGGGUGUAAAGGAGGAAAAGAAGUAGACUUGGAGAAAGAUGAGGAGGGAGAAAAAGGAGAAACUGAGACCAUCAAGAGUUCUGUGGUUUAGGUUUGGACACUUACCAACCAAACUGAGAUCAGUCGAGGAUAUCGGGGAGUUAAAACCAUUCUGAGUUUGUUUAAGGGUACGAAAACUGCUCUGCUUUGCUGCAGGGUGCUUGCCUUGGCCUUACAGUAAAUCCAUUUAUUUUUCUAUGGUGUCAUUCUCAUACUCCUUUCCCCAUCAAAUUGCACUCACACUUUGACUUCAUGCUUGCAGCUUCCUCUAGAUGCUAUCCAGGCUGCUCAUAGUGUCUUAUGUGAAACACAGCACUGAUCUUCAUUUGACUUUUCUUCUUUCUUUUUAUUCUUACCUGUGCAUAAUAUUUGGACAUUUAACAGUCCGAUUUGGAAGAAAAACAUCCAAAGAAGGCAAGCACCCUGCUGUUGAAACGAAACAAAAAAAAGAGAAACAAGUGAAACACUUUAGUAGAACAUCUGGAACCUGGUUUGUGUUUGUAGCAUCAAGUGCUUCUUUACGUCACUGACGUGUUCGUUCGUUUGUAUUUAUGGGACUUUCCUAUGAAAUAAAUCUGACUGUAAAAGAGCUGUGAACUUUUACCAGAGUUCCUUACUUAGGCUUGAUGUAUAAUUUUUACAGGUGGUAUUUGCAGAAUAAACAGAAUGUAAUAAAGUUGUGGCUUUGAGUCGAAUGGUGUACAUUAAAGAUGAGGAUGCCUGAUCGUGAGAAUGACUAAAACAAUGCUUUGGUUAUGGACAGCAUUAAUAUAGUACUGUGUGAAUCUGAUAGCUGGUUUAGUUUAAGUUGAUGCUUUGGGGUCACUGAUGCAAAAGGUGUUGGG
Cheilinus undulatus (humphead wrasse) is the source of this 5210-nucleotide messenger RNA. It is a transcript of the gene zhx3, whose product is annotated as zinc fingers and homeoboxes 3. Gene Ontology annotation, biological process: regulation of transcription by RNA polymerase II. Gene Ontology annotation, molecular function: DNA-binding transcription factor activity, RNA polymerase II-specific; DNA binding. Gene Ontology annotation, cellular component: nucleus. The transcript has 7 exons. The record is from RefSeq and is a predicted model, not a curated record. NCBI's taxonomy places the organism in Eukaryota, Metazoa, Chordata, Actinopteri, Labriformes, Labridae. Bases 512 to 3889 code for a protein of 1125 amino acids.